CCUCUCAAAACUCUCAAUGGUCAAUACCCGCAUAUCCCAUAAAUACCCCCCUCCACUUCCACACUUCCCACUACAAUAAUCAACAUCUCUUAGCUCAGUCGUCUCUUUCCUUUCUCUUGCCAAAUUCUGUCACGGUACCUAUGGCCAAGGACGUUGAAGUUGGAGGACAAGGCGGUGAGUUCCAAGCCAAGGACUACAAUGACCCUCCACCUGCACCACUGAUCGAUGCCGAGGAGUUUACUCAGUGGUCGUUUUAUAGGGCUAUCAUUGCUGAGUUUAUAGCCACGCUUUUGUUUUUGUACAUCACUGUUUUGACUGUGAUUGGUUACAAGAGCCAAACCGACCCUGCCAAGAACGCUGAUCCAUGUGGUGGUGUUGGGAUUCUUGGUAUCGCUUGGGCCUUCGGUGGAAUGAUCUUUAUUCUUGUUUACUGCACUGCUGGUAUCUCAGGUGGGCAUAUAAACCCUGCUGUGACUUUGGGUCUGUUUUUGGCGAGGAAAGUGUCUCUGGUGCGAGCUAUAUUGUACAUGGCAGCUCAGUGCUUGGGAGCCAUAUGUGGAUGUGGGCUCGUGAAAGCAUUCCAAAAAGCUUAUUACAAUAGGUAUGGUGGUGGAGCCAAUGAGCUUGCUGAUGGGUACAGCAAGGGCACUGGAUUGGGUGCUGAGAUCAUUGGUACCUUCGUUCUUGUCUACACUGUCUUUUCUGCUACUGAUCCCAAAAGGAAUGCUAGAGACUCCCAUGUUCCUGUCUUGGCUCCACUUCCAAUUGGAUUUGCUGUGUUCAUGGUUCAUCUGGCCACAAUUCCAGUCACUGGCACUGGUAUUAACCCAGCUAGGAGCUUUGGAGCUGCUGUGAUCUACAACCAGGACAAGGCAUGGGAUGACCAAUGGAUUUUCUGGGUUGGACCUUUCAUUGGUGCCGCAAUUGCUGCAUUCUACCACCAAUAUAUCUUGAGAGCAGCUGCUGUUAAAGCUUUAGGAUCUUUCAGGAGCACGUCCAACAUAUAAUUGAGAAAAGAAAUUCCUUUAUGCUACUAAAUUUGAGAGUUUCAUCUGGUCCUUGAGGCUUUGGGACCUUGGAAUAUGUACAUUAAUUAUGUAUCUUUGUGUGCUUGGUGCUUGGGUUCAUGGUUUUAUUUGUGCCCAAACCGUUGCUUCCACUCUAUUUUCUUUUUCCCCUUUGUGGCCUUGCACUCAUGAUGAUGUAGACAAAUUUAUGAGCCUUGUGUCAAUUAUAUGAUUUCAAUUGGAAAAUAAAAUUCUUAUAUAUUAAUAUAUGCCAUUGAUGAA
Hevea brasiliensis (rubber tree) is the source of this 1289-nucleotide messenger RNA. RefSeq names its product aquaporin PIP2-4. Lineage: Eukaryota; Viridiplantae; Streptophyta; Magnoliopsida; Malpighiales; Euphorbiaceae. Gene Ontology annotation, cellular component: plasma membrane. Gene Ontology annotation, molecular function: water channel activity. The record is from RefSeq and is a predicted model, not a curated record. Bases 141 to 1007 code for a protein of 288 amino acids. Gene Ontology annotation, biological process: transmembrane transport. The transcript is spliced from 4 exons.